Octopus bimaculoides (California two-spot octopus) is the source of this 513-nucleotide messenger RNA. Its product is annotated as putative mitochondrial pyruvate carrier 1. Gene Ontology annotation, cellular component: mitochondrial inner membrane. The record is from RefSeq and is a predicted model, not a curated record. Gene Ontology annotation, biological process: pyruvate import into mitochondria. Lineage: Eukaryota; Metazoa; Mollusca; Cephalopoda; Octopoda; Octopodidae.
UGCGAACGUCUAUUUAUCACAAGCAACAAACAUGGCCAAUGUUCUCUUUCAACGGAUGCUUAGUUCAUUAAAAAGCAAAGAAUUCAAAGACUACUUAUGCAGCACUUUUGGGGACCAGUUGCCAACUGGGGCCUUCCACUGGCUGCCAUAGCAGACAUUAAAAAAGAUCCAGAUUUCAUCAGUGGGAAGAUGACAACUGCUCUCACAAUUUAUUCAUUACUUUUUAUGAGAUUUGCCUGGAAAGUUCAACCCAGAAAUCUUCUUCUCUUUGCUUGUCAUUUUACCAAUGUUUCUGCACAGCUGACCCAGGGAACAAGAUUUGUCAAUCAUUUCUACCUUUCAGGCCAGUCAUCGAAGAAGAAAGAACUGAUUAAUACUGACUGAUAAUUUUUGUAAUUAUGAACUUAAUGUUAAAAUUAUAAUUUAUAGUGAAGAAAUUUGUUUUCUGUUAUAUUCUAAUUAUGAUUUUAUAUUUGUUUUGCUGUAUCUAAUACAUAAAAUAUUAUUGUUAAA